CCAACUCAGAGAGUCUGUUGACAAUGAGCAAGCGUCGCAUCUCAGAAACUAUAUCACCAUCUCCUGAUCCAUCACCGGCAGUAUCCCCAGCAGCAGCAUCGGCACCAGCACCAGCACCUAAACGACGCCGAAUGCGACGACAACACCACAGACAGUAUUUAUCCGUCGACCCUCCAUCUCCGGAGGACUACUACCACCACCACGCAUCACCUACAACUACCACCCCGGUAGUAUCACCUACUAUCCCACCUGCACCCUCCUCCCCUCCACCACCACCGCCACCACAACCAUCCUCACCACUACCACCAAGAACAACCCCCCGAUAUCGACACAUCCUCCCCAAACCAGCACCACCACCACCACCCACCUCGACCCCCUCGUCCCAACCCCCAAAAGAUCAUCUAAAGAAGAGAGAGAGAAAGAGCAAGAGUAAACACCACCCCCACCUCGCCCCCAUCCUGCGCCACCUCCGCACACCCCUCCACCCACUCGUCUCCAGCACAACCGGUCACGAACACCCGGACUUCCCUCUCUCCCUACUGCAGUACAACCUCCUCACGUCGGAGCAACUCGACAGACUCGCUGUGCAUUUCCAUCAGGUGCAUCCGCCGGUCCGUGGCUCGUUCUGGUAUCCGGUGAGGAUUGUACCGUGGCUUAGAUGGGAUGAUAGUGAUGGUGGUAAGGGGGGGUAUGUGGGGGAUGGAGAGGUGGGGUUGGAGGUGAAGAGGAGGAGGUUUGGGAGGUUUAUUGGGUUGAGGGGGUGUGAGGGGGAUUAUCAUCAUUCUAGGGGGAGGAAAUUAGGGAGGAAAGGGAGGGGGAAAAGGGAGGAGGUUGAGGAGGGGGAGAUUAGAGAGGAAGAGGAAGAAGUUAUGGUGGAUGAGGAGGAAGAGGAAACGGCGGAGGAGAUGUUGGCAAGGAUGGAGAGGGAGUGGUUUGAGGCGAUGAUGAGGGCGAGGUAUGAGGGGGAGUAUGCGAUGAGGUGGAAGAUGGGGAGGGGGUGA
Molecule: messenger RNA, 1001 nt
Organism: Aspergillus piperis CBS 112811
Lineage: Eukaryota; Fungi; Ascomycota; Eurotiomycetes; Eurotiales; Aspergillaceae
Exons: 1
Coding region: 24-1001 (325 amino acids)
Source: RefSeq, a predicted model, not a curated record